AUGAAAAGUUCUGAUCUUGGAGAGAAGUCUAAACUGGGAGAACAGCAACAACAAACCGGAUCUUUAUCAAGAACAACACAUGUUGCUCCAAGUGAAGAAAGAACAGUUACACAAACCACUACAGGUUCAUCCGCAGAAGAUGAAGCUGUAAGGAGUUCACCAUCACCAGAUGAUGCAGGUCUACAGAUUACAAAUCAAGGGUUAACAGAAACACAGACAACGUUAUCACCAACUACAGGCACACAAUCAUCUGAAAAGGAUGAUUCUAACACACAAGAACAAUCUGAAACAACCACAGAA
Trypanosoma theileri is the source of this 300-nucleotide messenger RNA. RefSeq lists its product as uncharacterized. The record is from RefSeq and is a predicted model, not a curated record. The transcript has a single exon. NCBI's taxonomy places the organism in Eukaryota, Euglenozoa, Kinetoplastea, Trypanosomatida, Trypanosomatidae. The annotation marks the transcript as partial.